AUAGGCUGCCCAGGGCAGUGGUGGAGUCACCAUCCCUGGAGGGAUUUAAAAGAUCUGUAGGUUUGGCUCUCGAUUAAGUGGUAGGCUUGGCAGUGCUGGGGGAUGGUUGGACUCUGAUCCUAGAGGGCUUUUCCAACCUAAAUGAUUCCAUGGUUCUAUGAUCUCAGCAUGGUGGUGAAGCAGGACAGAAGUCAGGGGCUCCUGGGGAGCAUCAGCGUGGGCAGGAACUAUGAAGGGGUGAUGGCUUCUGUCAGCUUGUUCCUCACAUCGUCUGCAACAGAUCUGUCAAAACAUCCCAGAUUUUACAAACAAGUUGCUAUUAAAAGCUCCUUUGGAUCUCUGUGGGCAGAACCGGGGUAGGGAGCACGCUGCAAACGUGCUGGUGGCAGACGUGAGCGGACAGUGGUGCUGGGGAGAAGGAGGUGUUGAGCAGUGACCCCAGAUGGAGGGCAGCAGUUCCCCUGGGCUGCAGAGUGCUGCCCUGGACCUUCAAUUUGGAAAACUGAAAUAGCUACAGACAGUUCAUGGGAGAACUCCAAGUAUGUUACUUGCUGAAGAGCAACAUCAGCCCUGACCUGUGCAAUGAGGAUGGAUUAACUGCGUUGCAUCAGUGCUGCAUAGAUAACUAUGAAGACAUAGUCAAACUUCUCCUCAACCAUGGAGCCAAUGUCAAUGCCAAGGACAAUGAGCUGUGGACUCCAUUGCAUGCAGCAGCUACAUGUGGUCAUAUCAACCUGGUGAAGAUCCUCAUCCAGCAUGGAGCAGACUUGUUGGCAGUGAAUGCAGAUGGCAACAUGCCGUAUGACCUCUGUGAAGAUGAGCCAACUUUGGAUGUCAUUGAGACUUGCAUGGCCUAUCAAGGGAUUACACAGGAAAGGAUCAAUGAGAUGCGUGCUGCUCCAGAGCAGGUCAUGAUCUGUGACAUUCAUGACAUACUUGCGACUGGACAAGACCUGAACAGGACUGAUGCCCAAGGUGCUACACUGCUGCAUAUAGCUGCAGCCAAUGGUUAUCUGCAUGCAGCUGAAGUCCUUCUUGACCAGGGGGCGAGCCUGGACAUUAAGGACUGGGACGGCUGGGAACCUCUUCACGCUGCUGCUUUCUGGGGACAGAUGCAGAUGGCUGAGUUACUUGUGUCCCAUGGGGCUAGUUUGAGUGCCAGAACAUCUUUGGAUGAGAUGCCAAUAGAUCUGUGUGAAGAGGAGGAAUUCAAAGUAUUGCUUCUGGAGUUGAAACACAAACACGAUGUGAUCAUGAAGUCUCAGAUGAGGCAUAAAUCCUCCCUGAGCCGAAGGACCUCCAGCACGGGCAGCCGGGGGAAGGUGGUGAGGCGGGCCAGUCUUUCGGACCGAACAAACCUUUACAGGAAGGAGUGUGAGAAAGAGGCCAUCGUUUGGCAGCAACUGGGGGCAGCAGAAGAAGGAAGAAACUCGGGUUUCAUUGGAGAAAUUGGGGAGACUCGGUCUGACCAGGAGAAUACAGACCCCAACUCAGUGCUGGAGAACUCCUCCCUCCUUCCGGAGUUAGCAAACAAAAGCACCCAGUGUGACACUGAGAUCCCACUCCAGAAUGGACUCAUGGCAUCUGCCAGCCCUUACCAGUACACCUUUUCCAACGGGGACGUUUGGAGCAUGCACGCUGAGCCCAGCAGUAACCCUGGCCACGUGCUGCCCUACGGCAGCCCUGGGCUCCCUGACACCCAGCAGUUCUGGGGCACCUACAAGGAGCACAACCACCAAACGCUCUCAGAACUGAAGAGGCAGCGGGCUGCAGCCAAACUCCUCCAGCACCCUUUCCUCAGCACCCACUUCAGCAGUGGCAUGGCAGGAGUUGCUGAGAACGUGGGUGAGGCCAAGUCACACUUAAUCGAAUCCAGGACUUCUCCCUACAGCUCAAAUGGGACCUCAGUGUAUUACACAGUGUCCAGUGGUGAUCCACCCCUCUUGAAAUUCAAAGCUCCCAUGGAGGAAAUGGAAGAGAAGGUGCACGGGUGCUGCAGAAUUUCCUAGUCUUGUCUGAGUCUCGCCCCAGAGAAAACAAGAUGUGAGUGGGCUGGUUGGAUCUAUCUCAGCUGCCAGGUUGUUUGCUUUCCAAAGGGAGAAUUUAGUUAUGGACAUCCUGACUGUGGCAGCCUCGUUCAUCCUGAAUUGUACUUUACCCUGCCAAUUACUUACAUUGCAGCUGAAUGAGUAAUGCAGGUGGAGCAAGGCUUUUAGGAGAGGAAGGGAUGCACAUCAAUAUGAUGUAAAAAGAGUCUCCCUCAUCUUGCUCCCAGGGGGAAAAGGUAUCACGCACUGACUCCCCAUCCUUGGGAAGUCAUGAGAUGCCUUGGAACAAAGAAAGGAUCUGGAUUAAAAUCUUUGCAUCUGAGCCUCUUGCUGCAAGUCACCAAGGGGCUGGAAGGUGACAGUUCAGACCUGCAUUUUCACCCUUGGGUGAUGCACAUACCUUGGAGGGGAGGUCAACCCCCACAUGGGGUUUGCAAGAGUGGACAGAGCUGUUUUCCAUUCAGCUGGAUCCAGCACUUCCUGGGCCUGAGAAACAAGGAAGUGUAGAUGCUGUGCUGAGGAAGUUUGCAAGGUAUUAUCUCCUUGCAGUGACAGCUCACCAUCAAGAACUGUGCACUGGCUGGGUCCUGUUCUGCUCGUAUCAGCUCGUCACUGCAGGCUGCCUUCAGGUUUGAAGCAGAACUUUUCCUGGAACAGGAUUCACUCAUAAGGCUUUAAAACUGAUGUUGCAAUAAGGGGCCCUGGCAAUAGAAUUUUACUGCAAUAAAAUACUGGCUAAGGUCUAUACUGGGAUAAGUAAUUAAAAAAAACCUUAUUUGUACUAUUUAGACUCUUAAUUUGUUAAAACUGAAAAGACUUUUGUUGAUCUCACUUUCCUAUUGAUUCUGUUUGUUUACUCUAUAUGCUCAACACAGAUACUAGGGGUAGUAUGCUUUGUAAUCUGAUUUUUUUCUGGAUUUCCAGAACCACAGGGCUCGGGAGGGGUGAGGAGGAAAGGCUUGUCAACACUAAUCUAGAAAUGCCAUGAAAGCAUUUCUAAUCCCAUAGGUAUGAUGACACUUGCAUUAACCUGCAGUCUGUGGCUCAUAAAUAAUUGUUAAACCAUUGCUAUGGUAGUUCAGUGUUGCAGCAGGACAGCAGUGGUUAGCAGCUGUCAGCAGAAGGUUUAAAAGCCUCUGUGUCUGAAGGAGUUGCCUUGCACCAUGCAGUGCUUAGCAAAGCCUCUCUGCUGUGGAGCCGCUGGCACACCACACUGUGUUUUGGUGCAGUCCGUGUGAGCUCUGAGAGACCACCUGAGAAACACUAGCAUGGGCUUCUCAGCAAGUUCAGGCUUUGUGUACCGGGGGGAGGUGAGAGGAGAGUACCCCAUGGGACACAGCUCCCAGGAACUGGCCACACUUCAGUUGUAUCUGCAGCAGUAACUGUAAAUCUUCAACCUCUUUUCUACACAGAGGGGCUGUUGCACGUGUAACUCUUUGCCUGCAUGAAUAUUUGUCUUCUUGGGCAGCUUAAAUUCCAGACUCUGAAGAUAUAAACCUGUUUGGGUCUCUGUAGGCUGUCAGUGGAUUCAAUCCAGCUCGUGUACUUGUACUUCAGCCAAGCAACAGCAAAUGCGGCUUCCACCCAUCUUCUUUUUAUCUGGCAGCUGUUAGACAUCGAUAUUACCCUUCACAUGUACAUUCCCUCUGUGGGAAUCCUCACAGCCUUAACUUUUUUCUAGGCUAUAAAGAGUUGACUUAGGCUGCCAGUGACUGUUAAGUGCUACCCUCUGCUCCCAUCAAAUCUAGCCCAUGGCUGGGGCUGGAUAUAUUACAAUACAGGGCUCUGGGCUUCUCAAGGCAGCAGCGGUGGCUGUGUGUCACCACCACAGCCACACUGGGCAGGAGACACUUCUGGACCUGUGAGGUCAUUACCAGACUGACAGUUUACUCUUUCUUUCCUUACCAAUCUUAGGAGCAAAUAAGAAUAUGGCAGCAGCUGACCCAAUUAAUUUAAAACUUCAGUUCUGUUAAAGGCAGGGUUUGAAGCAUUCAGAGAAGUUGGGCUUCCUCCAUUGUUGAAAUACAUAUGCUCAGUAUGAGACUAGAAAAUACUUCUUGUACUUGACUUUAAGGGAUUUUUAAAGUCAUUCUCUAGGAGAAAGAUGAUGAUUUGGUAACUGGAGAGACUUUACUGCAUCUGUGCAUGCUUAACAGUGGGUCGUCUGGUUACCCUGAGUAAAUUCUUCUGUGGUAACACCAAGUGUGGCCUGGCUAUAAUGGAACAUAGGGGAGAUGAUCUUUCAGGUGCCUCUCUUCUCCCACAGUGGUGAGGUUUGUCUCUCCACAUCCAUCCUAAUGAGAUUUUUGAAUUCCCUGUAAUAGAUUUUGGUGCUGCUCUCCACUGGGUUGUAAAUGGUGCAAACUUUGGGCCCAGACUUGCCUUCCCUCCCAGCGAAGGAGGAGUUGGGCCCUUGUCCUUCUCAGAGCAAUUCUGUGCUAUCAACUGUGUGGAAUCCUAUCUAACUCCAAGGAAAUGAAAAGGUGAUUAUGAAAUGCAAUAGUAUGAAGUAGUUUAAGGCUUGCUUUCACUGAGAGUUGCUAAAGCAUUAAAACUGGGAAACCAGUUAAUUUUAGACUAACAGCUUUUUUGUUUCCAUUGGUAUUUCACUCUAGGAAUAAGGCCUUUUAUUGUAAAAUUUAGCAAUGUUACAACAACAGCGGGGUUUUGAUAUCUAUGUGUUUUAAAGGGCAGUAACCCAAAGGUUACUGUGCAAAGAUAUGAGAACAUGAAUGUAUUGAUGGAUCUAUUGCAAGCAGAACUCCACAAGAAUAACCCUUUUGCUCACCACAUCUUCUUGCGUGCUGAAGUCAUACUGUUUCUAACAAACAAACUGGUUGCUGAGAGCAGCUUUACAUUCCACAUUGAAAGACAUUUUUUAUAUGGAAAAAAAGGUGUCUUUCAAAAUAACGUCUCUGUCAGCCAAGAAAGUCACAGCACUGAAAUAUUACAUAAGGGCUUAAGUUCCAUUGCUGGGAUCUGUUUGACAUCAGACCUGGAUUUGUGACGUGAUUUCAGCCCACUUAGUCUUACUUCUUUGGUGCUCCUGAAUCUUAAAACCUUCCCACUUUUGGGAAGAACUGACUGUAGAUUCUGUGCCAUCUUGCAGGUGUGGUUGAAGAACCACGUGGAUGAGGAACUCCUGGUAGGGAAGGAGAAGAGCAUGUCAGGGCAACAGCGAUAAUGACUUGGUGCAAUACUCAGUGGAGGCAAUGAAUUCUGGAGUUUAUUGAGCAGAGUCUUAUUUUGUGGGAUUGAAAUCACUUACAAGCUCCCAAAUGCAUUACAAUUUCUGUAUAGUGCCCUUUUGCUUCAGUCUUGAAGCUCUGAUUACCCAAAUCUUCUCUGCUGAAACUAGAUCAGCAAUUCCGUAGAAAAGGGACUAUCGAACCAGGAAAGCAAUAGCACUGAUCUCCAGUGAGCCAUGGACGAACUGCUGGAAGGUGUUCUCCCUACACCUGGGUAUUUCUGUGCCUUAUCGUGCUUGCUAAAGGUAACCCAUCUCUGGAAGGUUUGUGGUGACUAUAUGGUGUUGUUCUUUAACUUUAGACUGUUUGCAAGGGGAUAAAAGUUCACAGCAUGCCAGAUUCUGACAUUAUUAUUUGCUCUUUCAGUUUCUCUUGUGAACACCACUUCUCUCUUCCUAAAUACACUAAAGGAAAUGACAGGGUCUUCAUUCUAUUUUAACAAAUCAUGUUGACUACUUUGUAUUAGUUGUCUACAGGCAGAAUCCAGAACACACUCGUAGCAGCAAGGUCUCACCUCUUAUUACAGAAUACAGCUAAUAUUUACUUCUUUUGUUCUGUUUUGCCCCGACUGUACAACAGAACAUUGUCCCUGGUUGUUCUUCACCCUUAUUCUACUGUUUUCAUGUUGGCCAAACUGGUAAUGGACUUCUCAUUUCCCUCACACAAUUCAAGUACCCCUGGGCUCUCCAGGCAACAUCUGCCAUGGCACAAGUACAACCUAGAAUAUUUUGCUUUAUUUCAGCUGUGGAAGCUGUAGUAGAGGAGACUCUGCUCAAGAUACCUGUUCCCAAAGCUACACCAAUGCAAUGAUCUCCACCUGCAGCUGAAGGGGGGAUAGGGGUUUUAAAACAGUGCAGAUGCAGCCUUAGUAUUGCCACUGCUAUGUCUUCAGCCUUUAGAUUGCAGUGUGAGAGUGGAUGCAGGAAUGUGGAUAACCCUGGUACAGCUUGGCAGGGCUGCUGUGUGUACAGGACAUUAACAGAUGAUGACAAGCCUUCUGCAAUAACUCAUAAUUCCGUCGAUCAGUAGUAAAUGAUGUACAAAUAAAACUUGAUGAAAUGUAUUUUAUGUGAAAAAAAAGUAAGAACUGUAUAUUGUAUUAGCAGCUUUGUGUAUAAAAUGGCAUUUUGGCAAUCAGAGUCUAAUAUAUUUAAACUUUUUUAAAAAAAGGAUAUUUGAUAUUUAUGGAAUUGACUUUAUUGCUACUUGUAAGUAUGAAGAUGGUUUAACAUAUUGAAGCAAUGCAUAAAAUCUUAAACUUUAUGUAAAACUCAUGCCAAAAGGGUAUGUCUGACAGUAUUAGCACCUGACUCAGUGUCUUUAAUAGAUUGAAUUUUUUAAUUUAAAAAUUAUAUUAAAUUUCUUUUAAUAAUACAAAAA
This is a messenger RNA of Chiroxiphia lanceolata (lance-tailed manakin), 6676 nucleotides long. RefSeq names its product protein phosphatase 1 regulatory subunit 16B (gene PPP1R16B). The transcript is spliced from 10 exons. Gene Ontology annotation, molecular function: enzyme inhibitor activity; protein phosphatase regulator activity; protein binding. Gene Ontology annotation, biological process: establishment of endothelial barrier; regulation of sprouting angiogenesis. Gene Ontology annotation, cellular component: cytoplasm. The record is from RefSeq and is a predicted model, not a curated record. The coding region runs from base 525 to 2009 and encodes 494 amino acids. NCBI's taxonomy places the organism in Eukaryota, Metazoa, Chordata, Aves, Passeriformes, Pipridae.